GUGACCGACGGAAGUACUAUCUCGACGGAAGCCCCUCAAACUUGAUAUAGCGGAAGUGUUCUUCCUCUUCCGUUCUUUUUCGUCCCGGCGGCUGGAAGAAGAUGACUAAGGGAACAUCUUCGUUCGGUAAGCGCCGGAAUAAGACGCACACUUUGUGCCGUCGAUGUGGUUCUAAGGCGUACCACCUUCAGAAGUCAACAUGCGGCAAGUGUGGAUAUCCUGCUAAACGCAAAAGAAAGUAUAAUUGGAGUGCAAAGGCUAAGCGACGAAACACCACUGGUACUGGUCGAAUGAGGCACCUAAAGAUUGUCUAUCGCCGAUUCAGGAAUGGAUUCCGUGAAGGAACAACACCUAAGCCCAAGAGAGCAGCUGUUGCAGCAUCUAGUUCAUCUUAAGGAUUCAACUGUUUUGUUAAAAUAAAUGUCCUGAAUCAAAAAAGUAA
Messenger RNA from Sarcophilus harrisii (Tasmanian devil), 442 nucleotides. It is a transcript of the gene RPL37, whose product is annotated as ribosomal protein L37. Lineage: Eukaryota; Metazoa; Chordata; Mammalia; Dasyuromorphia; Dasyuridae. The transcript is spliced from 4 exons. Gene Ontology annotation, molecular function: structural constituent of ribosome; RNA binding. Gene Ontology annotation, biological process: translation. Bases 102 to 395 code for a protein of 97 amino acids. The record is from RefSeq and is a predicted model, not a curated record. Gene Ontology annotation, cellular component: cytosolic large ribosomal subunit; ribosome.